AGUUCUAUGAUAGAUACAGACUACAGUAUAAAACUGAAAUAAUUUAAAUUGUGAUCUUGUUCUGAUUAUGGAAGAUAAUACUCCAAAUUCCGCAGAAUUCGCAGUUAGUACAGAGAACAAUUCGGAAUGGCAAAAGAAAAAGCAAGAUAUAAUGUUGAAUCUGGGAUUAUCAAGCAAAUCUGCACAAAUAGCGGACGAAACACCUACUCCUACCAGGUUUAUACAAAACUGCGAGGAGGUUGGUCUGUUUCAAGACCUGCAGAAUGUUAAUCCGUUUGAUGAAGUGUUCAAAAGGGCAGUUGAGAACUCUAAUUCAAAUAUGUUAGAACCAAAUUUAAAGAGCACUUCUGAUGAUACUUUGCAUACCCCACAGAUUUAUCCACAGCCAGACGAAAGUCAAAAUAAGUUCACAAACUCAAAUAUAAAUAUGAGUUCACAAGAGUUUGGUUUAAAUCCAGUCAUUACAUCUAUAUCAGAAACUAAAAAUGAUUGUGAUGUUUUGGUGAUUAAUUCUGACCAUGAAGAGAAUUCUGGUCAUACAACAAAUGUUAAAGCAAAAAUUAAGUCAGUUUUAAUGGAAAAAUAUAAGGCACAGAUUAAUUUAGUGCAUAUUAAUAGACUUCAACAAAAUCCACAAAAAUCUAUUGAUUUGAAAGUAGAAAAUUCAGAAGCUAUGAGAAUUAGGGAAGCAAAUAGGGCAGCUCAGAUGAGGUGUCGAAAAAGGAAGCAAAAAGAGCACCAAGAUAUGAAAAUUGAAAUGCAAGAACUAAAGCGUGAGAAAUUAAAAUUACUUUGGAUCAAUCAUAAUUUACAAAACAAAAUAAAACUCUUGGAAGAGAAAUUGCAAGAGAAAUCCAUGGGUCUUCAGCAACAAGGAAUUUCUGCUGAGUUAAAUCAGCAUUGUUUGGGUGCUAUCACUUUAGCAUCUCCAGUACCAUCCCUAGAGACUACCAUUCCCAUACAAUCAACAUUGCCCUCAGAGGUUUCAAAAACAGCACACAUGGUUAUUUCUAAGGAUUCUGGUAAAUUAAAUGCGGGUAAUAGUAGUUCUUUGCCAAAAUUACCUAAGCCAAGUUGUUCAAACAAUUCAAUCAUUGUCAUAGUAAACUCAGCAGUGAAACCCCAUUCAGAACUUGCUAGAUCUGCAAUGACCAUCGGUCCAGUAGUUCCCCAACCUCUAUUUGAUUUGGACAAGAGUAGACGGUAUGUGAGAAUUAGCCCAAAAUCAAAAAGGUGACUGGUGGGUCAAUUUUUGAGUGAAAAUGUUUUCUUUUGCCAGCAAUUUAAGAAUUGUCAUUGUUAAUGGAAAGAAAGUAUUUUAAUUUUUAACAACUUGUAUUGUAUAUACAACAAGCCAUAUUUGGAUCAAGCAUCACUAUUUGAUUAUAGAGUAUCCAUUUGACAAAUAAUAAUAGUGCUUUAUUUUGAACAGAUCUACACCUAAUUACAGACAAUACUUAAAGUAAAACAAAUCAAUAAAAGGCAGCACAGCACAUCUAACACCUGUCCAAAAAUGAAAAUUGGUCAUAAUUAUAAUAAUAAUAUUAAUAUUAUAUAUUAAUAUUAUUUCCAACAGGUAACAUGAAAUACUAAAUAUAAAUCAUCCAAUAUAUACACUAGGGGAUGUAGAAACUAAUCUUAAAUCUACUAAUCUUAUAAGUAAAAAAAAUGAAGAAGGAAAGAAUGAGAAAGAAAAGGAGAAGACUUAUCGGUACGGAUAACCCGACGCCAAUCGAAGUUGCUGAAGUAUGGCCUGGAGACCAUCAUAAUAUAAAUCGCAGUAUGAUGAUAGUUUGUUGAAGGUGGCACACAUAUUGUAAAUAGGGUUUUGAAAAUGGACGUGGGACCUGGGUAACUGCGGUAAGAAAGUUGAUUGCGGCCGCACAUGAAAGCGUAAUUGUUCCAGAAGAAACGGACAAUCGACUCUGUAAUGAACUAACUUAUAGAGAAAUGAAAAAGAUUGCAAGUCUCUGCGCAAGCUCAGGGGCAGUAUAGCAAACCUUCUUCGCAGAAGAUCCUGCUCAACUCCCCGCUCAGGAUAGGAACCGUCCUCCCUCAACAUUAGAUACUUUAGUAACCUUCUCUGCACACUCUCAAUGGACUGAGUGUGGCAGUUUUAAAUUGGUGAUCAUAUCAGCGAGCCAUAGUCAAGCUUGGUCCAAAUGUAACAGUUAAAUAACAAUUUAACAGUAGUUGAGCUACAAAAAUGCCUGCAAAUUCUUAUUACGAAUCCUAAAAUUUGUAUUGCACUGGAAACCAUUUUUAUAAUGUGAGGUACAAAAGAGAACGACUGGUCAAAUAAAAUCCCCAGAUCCUUCACAGUAGCAAGUCUAGUCAGGACAGUACCAUCCAUAUUGUAAUUAAAGACUAUAGGAGUUUUUGUGCGGUGGUAAGAAACCACAUUACACUUGCUGAUGUUAAGAUGCAAUUUAUUUUUAGUACACCAUUGACUGACAAUAUUGAUGUUGUCCUGGAGAGUCAUGCAGUCCAUGCCAGUUUCAAUGCAUUCUUAUAGAUUUAGGUCAUCUUCAUAGGCAAGCUUGUUGCAGGUGAUCAAAGAUAUGAGAUCGUCUAUAAAUAUAUUGAAAAGAAGAGGUCCAAGGUUAGAACCUUGAAGCACGCCAGAAGUUGGAACAAAAGGAACUGAUCUGAACCCCUCAAUCUCAACAAACUAUCGGCGGUUCACCAAAUAGGACCUCAAGUCAGUGUAUAUAACGUCAACUUGACCUUGCUUGUUCAGAGAGUCACAGACAUAUACGAAGACAGAGAGCAUAAGUUAGUGAUACAUGAUCUUUUCGCAUAAAAACCAAGUUGUUGCGUAGAUAGUUUAUUUCUAAUUUGAGCAAAAAUAAAUUUAAUAUAAUCUCGAAUAAUUUAGAAAAAUUGCACAAGAUCGAAAUAGGUCGGUAGUUUUCAACUACAGAGGGAUCACCUUUUUUGAGAAUAGGAUAAACUUUGACAUAUUUCCAAGGCUCUGGAUAAACACCCGUUUCAAGUAUUAUGUUAAAAACGUGACAUAAAGGAGCACAGAGUGCCUGGGAACAGUCUCUCACUAUAAAACUUGGUAUGCCAUCAGAACUGGCGGUAAUUUUGUUUUUGAGUGCUUUGCUGGCUGACAAGACAUCCUGGAUAGUAAGCUUAGGUAUGUUGCCUAGUUCCGGAUUACAGGACACGCUUGAAGAUGAACACGGAUCUGGCUGGGAUAUGGUGUAAAUGCUACCAAAAUACUUACCAAAAGCUGCAACAACCAUAUUAGGCCCAUGGCAUGGCUGACUAGAAUAGGACAUGGUGGCUGGGAUUCGCGAAUCUGCAUUCUUCCGCUGAAUAAAUGACCAGAAAUUGGUAAGACUAUCAUGUAUACUUAACUCAGCACGACGAACAAAAUCAGUAUAGGCAAUGCGUGACUGGAACUUAAUAGACUUGCGCAGCGCGGUAUAUCUGCCAAAAUAAUAAGAUUUGUGUUGCUUGAAAUUGCGGAAAGCUUUCUCCUUCUCAAAUAUAGUUGCGAUCAUUUCUUUAGUGAAGCUUUCUCCUUCUCAAAUAUAGUUGCGAUCAUUUCUUUAGUGAACCAUGAUGGAAAUCGCCUUCGUCUCGGUGUUUUAGUGGGCGUGCAAACGACAAAAAUAUUGUUUAGCAUGUCGUAAAAAAGUAUUAGAGCCUUGUCGACAUCCGAGCACUCCAUAACACUAUUUCAGUCUGCAUGCUGCAUCAAUUCAUAGAUAUGAGGAUAGUUUGCCUUCUUAAAGUUAAAUUCGGUUUGAUUGUUUCUAUUGAUUGGAAAAUUAGAGACGUGUGGAAAAGCGAGUCGGAGAGAAACUAUUAACGAGAGAUGGUGUGGAUCCUCGUCGAUAAGUAGUACUGCGUUUCUCACUAUGGCAACGUCGAAAUUGACAAAAACGAGAUCUAAGCAGCCGUUAUUUUCGUUAGUUACAGAGUUAGGCUGUUUAAGAUUCAACAUGGCGCAAUAACAAGACAGCCAAACAACAAGUUCAGCGACGACAAAAAUUCAAAAAAGUUCUCAACUUAGAAGUUGGUAGCAGUGGGAGGAAUAUAUACUAUAAAUACAUAAAAUACAAAGUAAUCUAAAGAGAUCUUACAGCCUAAAAAGUCUAUGCUUGGAGCACUGUUGCUGAUGCCGGAGGUAUCCAGAAGUGCGGACUCAAAACUGUCAAGAACACUGAGCAUGACACUACCGCCUCUGGAGACUCGGGUUAAAUCUUCCCUUCUGUCUGAGCGGUAGACCAGAUAAGAAUCAGGACAGAGUUCAAAGUCUCGAAAAUCUGGUUGAAGCCAGGAUUCAGUAACAGCAACGAUAUCAUACCCUGAGGAAGUUACGCCACUGUAAAAGACAUGGGUCCUAGUUCUGAGACCCCGAACGUUCUGGUACAUACGGCGGCGGAGCUGGGUUUUUUGUAGCGAUAGUGGGAACACCACGGGUGUAUUUUAGAAUCAGAUUGUUUUCACCAUUCGAGCGACGAUGUUGCAGUUCUUCUUUAAUAUCCCAAAUAUACUUACGUUGCGGCGGAGACAGAUCCGCCUCGACGUAAAUUUGGUGAUUCUCAGGGAGUGUUCUCCUACUCUUCAGCACAAGUGACACGUCGCUGGGCUUAGACAGCGUCACUUUAACUGGUUUGUAGCCAUUACGAUUUGGUUUACCGACGGAAACAACGUUAGUGACUUCAAUCUGUGUAAACCCACUGCUCGAGAGCAUUGGAGAGACUUCAAGUGGUUCAGGAAUGCUCUCGUCUCGGCGAAGAUUAAAAAUCAUCAAAUUGUUAAUGCGUGCCUGUCUCUGCAGCACUUCUUGAAGAACGUCGUUUUCAUGACUUUGUUCGGCGGCUGUAGUGCUGUCACAGCGAGUAUUAUUACCAAUUUGAUUCCUUAACUCUGCAAUCUCAGAUCUAAGAUCAGCAUUAAUUUUGAUUUGGUCUUCGUAUCUCGCCAGCAGGUUGGCAUACUGAGCCUCCAUGACUAUUAAUUUUUCCAUUAUGUCGUUAAAGAUACUUGGUUAUGGGUUAUUGCCGAGUUGGAGACAUCACCACCAGAGAUAUCUUGGAGCGACGCACCACUCGGUCCAAUUGAGCCCCGGGGGUUGCUAUUCGAGGUUUGCUUGCUGCCUGACUGAGACUGUGCGAUAUCUAAGCAGGGAUUGCAUGUCCAAGUGGUUUCUUUGGCUUUAUUCCCCAUAGUUGCCUGCUUGUUAAACUCAUGGUUAGUGAGACCCAAACAACCCUUGUGGAACCACGACAGACAGGCACAACAUGAUAUUGAAGGUUGACUGUCCUUUAUUGAUCUCUCACAGUGUGAACAUCUUGGCUGCUUGUUGAUAUUCGGCGCCAUCCGUGCAGUCAGUCCGUGGCCAAACUCACUCUUAGAAAAAAAAUGUAAACACGGCUAAGCCCGACCACGCGGAACGCAACUAAAACACUACAAAUAUUAUUGUGUGAGCACUGUUUUUGAUCGAUUAUUUGUUUCACGUCUGCUGAAGAACAAGUAAAAGUGGCUGGUAUGUUUUUAGCGCAUUUAAAAUGUGUUGGAACUACGGAAACUGGUGUAAUUAUGAGGACACAAAUUAAGCGGGUCGGACGGCGAUAGACAGCACAUAAUUAGAAUACAAAAAUGUGAAAAGUGAAUUAUUUAUUCUUUAGACUAUCUUUACAUGUAGAGAAAGUGCACAGUGAGUUAAAGUUAAUAUUACACAAGUCAGCAAUAGGAUUAAAGUUAACACACAUUUGAUAAAUUGACGACCAUGAUCCUACCCUUAAAAUUAUUAAAAUGGUCAGUACUGCGUGAAUUAUAUACAAAAAUGUGAAAAGUGAAUUAUUUAUUCUUUAGACUAUCUUUACAUGUAGAGAAAGUGUACAGUGAGUUAAAGUUAAUAUUACACAAGUCAGCAAUAGGAUUAAAGUUAACACACAUUUGAUAAAUUGACGACCAUGAUCCUACCCUUAAAAUUAUUAAAAUGGUCAGUACUGCGUGAAUUAUAUACAGCAUGGCCACAGAUAAACAAAUCCGUCUAACGUUAAAAGACUCAACAUCGGACCGUUGGAGGAACAAGAGUUGAACAAAUCUUCUGGGCGGAUAAUAUCCAUGUAAUUUAAAGUGAAAAUAUUUAAAGCAUUUAAGUGGAAAACUCUUCAAAUUAGACGUAUUACGCUCUUAAAUAGGUGACCAUAUUUACUCCUCUUAAACGUUGUGUAAACAAGUUUAAGGGUAGAAAUAUUGGAUAAUUUAUAAACAUAUUACACUUCUCCAAGAGUGGAAGAACAUGAGACUUUUAUUUUUUAUAAAAAGACAGGACUUUACAUUUAGCAACAUUAAGUUUCAAAGAGUUCACAGAGCACUACUGAUUUAACAUGAAUAACGCGUUUUAUUAUUUGUUAUAGGCAAAUAAAUGAGACAAUUUUAACGUAAUUUAUAAAUCAUUAAUGAAAAUCAAAACAAGUAGGGGACCCAAAUUCGACUCUUGAGGUACUCCUGAGAUAGCAACAAAAAAUUUAGGCUUAUAGCCAAGAAUUAUCUGUUGUCGAGAUAUGCUUCUAUUAUCCCACUUAUUGUUUAUUUAUUCUUUAACUGUUAGGCAGAAUUAUAUAAUGAACUCACAGCUUACUAAACAAUCAACUAUCUAACUCUGUACCGACUCCUUUUUUCUGGCAUAUUUUAAUUAUUAUGGAUGUUAACCCAGUUUUGAACCUUGGAACUUCUACAGGCUGCUGUAUUUUGUCAUUCAUUUUGUCGGCUUCUUCAGAGCUUACCUGAAACUGGUUUGCAUUCUACUCUAUGAAUGAAUAUAUACUGUUUGAUGGAAGUGGAGUUAAAACAUUGACUCAGGUAAGUGAUUCCCAUAUUGGUAAGGGGAAUUCUAUGGAUUCUCAGAUUUCUUUUUGGUGGAAUGUUGAGAGAAUUUUGGACAAAUGGUAAAUCUGGUUUUAUAUUUCUUGAGAACCAAAGACAGAA
Molecule: messenger RNA, 6957 nt
Organism: Cylas formicarius (sweet potato weevil)
Lineage: Eukaryota; Metazoa; Arthropoda; Insecta; Coleoptera; Brentidae
Gene: Atf-2
Exons: 3
Coding region: 68-1237 (389 amino acids)
Biological process (GO): regulation of transcription by RNA polymerase II
Molecular function (GO): cAMP response element binding; DNA-binding transcription factor activity, RNA polymerase II-specific
Source: RefSeq, a predicted model, not a curated record